AUGCAACUCACUGUGCUAUUCGCAACAGUCGUGAUCGCCACACUGGUCGGGCUCUCGUCGGCCGAGGAGGAGACAAAAUUAAGCGAAGGUUCAGAAGCUGUGUUAACAAAGAUCAGGUCGCUGAGAGAGCAGGCCAAGAAGGAGUUGCAAACCGUCACCAACACCGACGAACGCGAUAUAACAAUUCAAAGAAAGCCUCCGUCCGAACGGGCUGCUCCUAAGGCUGAAGAUAGCGCUAAGGCUGGGAAAGCACUGAAAGCUCGUAAGGCUCGUAAUGCUCGUAAGGCCCGCAAGGCUCACAAUGCUCAAAAACGACGAGCAGUGAACAAGCGUCAGGCGAAGACUCGCCGUGCUCGUGCUCAAGCCCGUGCUCGUCUGAUCAGACGCAUCCAACGCAACAAGCAGAUCCGCCGUUCUCAACGUCGAGCUGCUGAAGCCAAGAAAGCCGACAAAACGAAGAAGGAAUGA
Messenger RNA from Ostertagia ostertagi, 468 nucleotides. NCBI's taxonomy places the organism in Eukaryota, Metazoa, Nematoda, Chromadorea, Rhabditida, Trichostrongylidae. The record is from the annotation of a GenBank genome assembly.